Messenger RNA from Aspergillus sclerotioniger CBS 115572, 5433 nucleotides. Its product is annotated as formin sepA. Gene Ontology annotation, molecular function: small GTPase binding; actin binding. Bases 1 to 5433 code for a protein of 1810 amino acids. NCBI's taxonomy places the organism in Eukaryota, Fungi, Ascomycota, Eurotiomycetes, Eurotiales, Aspergillaceae. The record is from RefSeq and is a predicted model, not a curated record. Gene Ontology annotation, biological process: mitotic actomyosin contractile ring assembly; actin filament bundle assembly; barbed-end actin filament capping. Gene Ontology annotation, cellular component: mating projection tip; cell division site. The transcript has 3 exons.
AUGCCAACCACCACGUCCGCGCCUGACAAAUCGAGACAGACCUCCGCUGGCAAAUCGUUCUUCGGGAGGAAGUUGCAUAAGGAGAAGCCGGUAGACGAUCGGUACGAUGCCCACGGCGGCCUAGAGAGCCUCGCGCCUCCUGGAAGCGCCCCCGGGUCUCGCUCUUCCCGCCAUUCCAAACGGUCCUCCGUCCAGUCCAUGGAUUUUUCCACCGACAUUGAUCCAGCGGCACUCUCCAUGACUGCGGGUGUCAUUACCUCCAUUCCAUUUGAAAGUCUCCCCGCCGACACCAAGUCGCCGAUCCCGAUCGAUUAUCUGUCCAAGGCCGAAACAUCGCCACGCAAAGAACCGUCUCCGAACCAUCUCGCCAAGGGAGGCAGCGACUUCCACCAAUAUCCCGCCUGGAACCCGGCCAGUAUCCGGGACAACAACCCCUAUUCCCACCCCACCGGUCCUCGCCCGCCACCGCAUUCGUCAAAUUUAACCAUGGCGGGAAGCUCUUCUGGGGACAAGGGUGCUCGAUACCAGCAAUGGGGGCGACCAGGAAGUUCGGCUGCCAAUACGGGGUUCAGUCACAACUCUUCUUCCACGGUAGAUUCCUCGGCGCAUUCCCGAAUAUCUUUCGACCAGGCUAGUGUCCACUCGUCGCUUUCGUCCAAUACCCGGGACACUCGGGGUUCGAGCUAUUUCUCAUCAGAUGGUUCUUCACGUACGCUGACGACCUCGCAUUCCGCCGACCGCAACACCUACUCGUCCAAUGGCACAUCCAGCCGACUAUCGAAUGCACAAGCUGCGUGGCAAUCGGCCCAGGCAUCGCAACCUACAAAGCCACCGACCAACCCUGAGCAAUACCUGACUCGCCCAAGGGACGAUCGGGUCGUGGACCAGCUGUUCCUCGAACUGAUGCAGAAGCGAGGCUGGCAGAAUCUGCCGGAGCAGGCUAAAAGGCAGAUGCUUGCGUACCCAGCUUCGAAAAAGUGGACGCUGGUUCAUCAAGAUCGGUUGACGGAGAUACAAGGUGAACAAAAGCGGCGGCAGAAUGCACGGCAGACCCAUGGUCAUGAUGGACCAACAGGGAUUCUGGAGCGGGCUGAUGAAGAGGGAAGUCCGGAAUGGUAUGUGAAGAAAGUAAUGGAUGACUCAAUCACGUCGAAACAAUUAGCUAGUCUGAGCGUCAGUCUGCGGACCCAACCAAUCAGUUGGGUAAAGGCUUUUGUCGAAGCACAAGGCCAAAUAGCCCUGACGAAUGUUCUUUCCAAGAUUAACCGGAGGAAGGCUUCAGGCCCCGUUCCUGCGCCCCCGACGGGCGACAAAGAUUUGGAUCGUGAAUAUGAUAUUGUCAAGUGCCUGAAGGCCCUGAUGAACAACAAGUAUGGUGCAGAUGAUGCUCUUGCUCACCAGCAGGUCAUCGUGGCUCUCGUGAGCUCGCUGUUGUCUCCCCGGCUGAAUACAAGAAAGCUGGUCAGCGAGGUUCUGACCUUUCUUUGUCACUGGGCCGAAGGGCAUGGGCAUCAAAAGGUCCUCCAGGCUAUGGAUCAUGUCAAGAACCACCACGGAGAGACCGGGCGCUUUGAUGCUUGGAUGCGUAUCGUGGAGGUGACCAUCGAUGGCCGUGGAAAGAUGGGCAGUAUGGUGGGUGCAAGCGAGGAAUAUCGCAGCGGUGGCAUAGGCAUGGAGAACCUGCUCAUGGAAUAUGCGGUCUCAACUAUGCUCCUUAUCAACAUGUUGGUGGACGCACCGGAGAACGACCUGCAGUUGCGUUGUCAUAUUCGCGCGCAGUUCAUCUCUUGCGGCAUUAAGCGUCUCAUGACGAAAAUGGAAGGCUUCCAGUAUGAAGUAAUCGAUAAGCAGAUUGAGCGAUUCCGAGAAAAUGAAGCCAUCGACUACGAGGAUCUCCUGCAGCGUGAGAGUAGCAGCGUGAAGGAUAGCAUCGAGGGCGAGGUCAAGGACAUGAGCGAUCCUCUACAGAUAACAGACGCUAUUGCAUCAAGGAUACAGGGUACUCGAGCUCAUGAUUACUUCCUCUCUGCUAUGCAACAUAUGCUUCUUAUCCGGGAGAAUUCCGGAGAGGAUGGCCUACGCAUGUACCAGCUCGUCGAUGCCAUGCUCAGCUACGUUGCCAUGGACCGAAGGCUACCAGACCUGGACCUCCGGCAAGGGUUGACAUUCACCGUACAAAGUCUCUUAGACAAGUUACAUACAGAUUCCGAGGCAAGACAGGCUUACGAUGAAUCGUUGGAGGCUCGUCAGAUCGCGGAGGCUGCCUUGGCGGAGCGUGAUGAGAUGAAGGCGCAGAUCGAGCUGGGUGCAGAUGGUCUAGUCAAGAAGUUGCAGAAGCAGAUCGAAGAGCAGACCGGCAUAAUCGAGCUUCAACGAAGACGGGAGGAAGCAAUCCGGGCUGAGCUCGCCGAUGUACAAAGGCUGCGUGCCCAGGAGUUACAACGCAACGAGCUGGAAACUAGAGAGCUCUACCUGAUGCUUCGGGACGCCCAGGAUAUCGCCGCUUCAAAUGCCAAGAAGAACAACCUAGCGGAAGCAGAUCCAUCGCACAUGAGAGGAAUUCUGGACCGCGAGAAGCUCCUGGAGCGAUUGGAGAUGCAGCUCGAACGGACCAAGACACAGUUCAAGCUGGAGGGCAAGGUCUGGGGCCAACAUGUUACUUCGGACCGGCUACGUGAACUCCGCGAGCAGAUGGACGGUGAGGCCGAGCCGAACAAUGAUUUCGAGGAGCAUGCUCGCCAGAACGUUCCUGCACUGGGAUCUGUCCAUCGGAAGCGGAGCCAUUUGCCCGGCAUGGAGAGGGAUGAGCUCGAGGGCCAAGCGCAGGAGGGCGAAGUUGAUGAGAACGGAGAGAUUGUCUAUGAGAAGGCGCGUCUUGUGGACCUUCAUCGACCCCGACUGAACUCCAAACAGGCGAACGGCCUCCUCGGAGAGAUUGCCUCGCGCGUCCCCAAGAUCGACGCUGACGACAACGAAAUGAGUGCUGCUGUUCCGGCGGGUGUUGAAAUUACGGCGCUUGAGGGCGGUGCUGCCGUUCUUACCGGCGGACCCAAGAUCGAGGGUGAAACCGAGAAGCCGGCGGGCAAGGGCGUGCCCGCUCCUCCGCCUCCCCCGCCGCCGCCGCCGCCGCCGCCGCCGCCACCUCCUGCCCCAGGAGCCGUGGGAAUCCCUCCUCCGCCUCCCCCGCCUCCUCCCCCCCUCCACCCGGCGGGGCUCUUGGGAUUCCUCCCCCACCCCCUCCGCCGCCUCCUCCUCCGCCGCCUGGAGGCGCAGGAAUCCCCCCACCUCCACCUCCACCUCCCCCUCCUCCCCCCGACGGGGCUCUUGGGGGCUUCGUUUGGUGCCCCCCCUCCGCCGCCUCCGCCUGGCGCUGGCUUUGGAGGAUGGCGAGCCAACUACAUGGCCUCUCAAGCCCUCCCUCACCACAAGACUGCUCUUAUGCCAUCUAUACGGCCUAAGAAGAAGCUCAAGGCCCUCCACUGGGAAAAGGUUGAUGCUCCACAGGUGACGGUGUGGGCGUCUCAUGCCCCCACCGCUCAGGAGAAGGAGGAGAAAUAUGUGGAGUUGGCCAAGAAGGGUGUUUUGGACGAGGUUGAGAGGUUGUUUAUGGCGAAGGAGACCAAGAUCUUUGGAGGCAAUGCAGCAGCCAAACAGCGCAAGGACAAAAAGCAAGUCAUUUCCAACGAGCUGUCCAAGAAUUUCCAGAUCGCGAUGGCGAAGUUCUCUCAAUUUCCUGCCCAAGACGUGGUGCGGAUGAUCAUCCACUGUGACACCGAUAUUCUGGAUAAUCUGGUCGUCAUGGAGUUCCUGCAGCGGGAUGAAAUGUGUACGGUCCCAGAGAAUGUCUCGAAGUCGAUGGCGCCAUAUAGCAGGGACUGGACGGGCCCGGAUGCUGCCAGUGCGGAACGUGAACAAGACCCCAACGAGCUCACGCGAGAGGACCAGAUCUACCUUUACACAGCAUUCGAGUUGAACCAUUACUGGAAGGCAAGAAUGCGCGCUCUCGGGCUGACCCGGUCGUUUGAGUUGGAUUAUGAGCACAUCUCCGCCAAGUUACAACAAGUCGUGAAGGUCAGCGAAUCUCUGCGGGAUUCUGUUUCUCUCAUGAACGUUCUCGGUCUGAUCCUGGAUAUUGGUAACUUCAUGAACGAUGCCAAUAAGCAGGCUCAAGGUUUCAAGCUGAGCUCUCUCGCCCGUCUCGGCAUGGUCAAGGACGACAAGAACGAGACCACUUUCGCAGAUCUGGUUGAGCGAAUCGUCCGUAACCAGUAUCCCGAAUGGGAGGGCUUCACGGACGAGAUCAACGGGGUCAUCGCCAUCCAGAAACUCAACGUGGAUCAGCUGCGGACGGAUGCGAAGAAGUACAUUGAUAAUAUCAAGAAUGUACAAGCCAGCCUGGACGCCGGAAACCUGAGCGACCCCAAGAAGUUUCACCCCCAAGAUCGCGUUAGCCAGGUUGUUCAACGGAGUAUGAAGGAUGCUAGACGGAAAGCCGAGCAGAUGCAGCUCUACUUGGAUGAGAUGGUGAAAUCCUACGAUGACAUCAUGGUCUUCUAUGGUGAGGACAAUGCCGACGAGGGUGCCAGACGAGACUUCUUCGCGAAACUGGCUUCCUUCUUGCUGGAGUGGAAGAAAUCCAAGGAGAAGAACAUUUCAUUGGAAGAAAGCCGGAGACGCACUGAGGCGUCGUUGGCUCGCAAGCGGAACAUCAAUGCUAGUCUUGCCAAUGGCACUCCGUCGGCUGGUGAUGCGCCAGCGUCACCAGCUACCAGCGGGGCCAUGGAUUCGCUCCUGGAGAAGCUGCGCGCUGCAGCGCCCCAAGCUCGGGACCAGCGUGACCGCCGCCGUCGUGCUAGGCUGAAGGAGCGCCAUCAGAUCCGCGUCGCUUCAGGGCAGAAGAUGCCGGAUGCCGAAACCCCUGACGGUGGUAACGACGCCGAGGACGACGGCAGUGGUACCCAGGCGGGCAACGACAACAACAGCGAGGCCAAUCCCACCGAAACGGGCCUUCUCAGCCCUCCUCUUCUUGAGGCGGAAACCCCCGAGACUGCGAAGAAGGACUCCCAGCAUGUGUCGGAAAGUGAAGAUGUUGCGGAUCGCGCCGCGAGCAUGCUGCAGGGUCUCCGAGACAACGUGGACAACGACCGACUGAGGAGACGAAGAGAAACCGCUGAAGAAGAGCGACGGAAGCGCCGGCUACGGAGACGAAACGGAGCCACCAGCACCAGUAAAGACAACACGGAGAACUCUGCUCCUACAUCUGUGCCGGAGCCGAUCUCGCCUCCCAGAACCGACUUGGAGCCGGACGAUGCCAUCCCCCAGCCACCUCUGACGCCGGCAAUUGUGGUGUCCCCAACUGCAGACCAGCAGCUCCGGUCACCCGGUGACGAUGAGCUGAUGGAGGGCUCGCCGUCGAGCAGAUCCAUCGAGUAG